AUUAUAACUCCUUUUCUCUUCUCUUCUCUCUCUCUUCCAUGGUGGUGGGUUCUUCUUUUAGUAGAUCUCUGCACCACCCAAAGCCCAAAGCUCAAAGCUUUGCACAGAAGAUACAGAGAGAAUCAGAGAAACCACAAACAAAAAAAAGAGUCUACUUUUCUUUUUGUUUCUACUUGGUAUUUAUUACUUUUCACACCCUCUGGUCAAAUGUCUUCCUCUCUACUCUUCUUUCCUUUGGUCUGAGGCAACAGUAGUAAGAGUCCGUGAAAGAAAAAACCAAAAAUGUUGGAAUUUUGAAGAAGAUAUGAGGGAAAAGGAGGCAACUUUAUCUGUUUAUUUGACUUGAUUCUCUUCGAUCUACAUCCUGAUUUUGCAGCAUUCUUCUUAGAGUAGAUAUGAGGAAACAUGGAUGGGAACUUCCUUACCAUCCUCUUCAGGUGGUGGCUGUUGCUGUAUUCUUGGCUUUAGGGUUUGCUUUCUAUGUCUUCUUUGCUCCAUUCGUUGGGAAGAAGAUUCAUCAGUACAUUGCGAUGGGCAUUUACACUCCUCUGAUUACGUGUGUGGUUGGACUGUAUAUAUGGUGUGCGGCUUCAGAUCCUGCAGACCGUGGAGUUUUCCGAUCAAAGAAGUACCUUAAAAUUCCUGAAAAUGGGAAAUUUCCUCUAUCAAAGGAUAUAAAAGAUGGAUGUGGAUCAGCUACAGGCGGUGCUAAAUCUCGUGAUGGAACUUGUGUAGAGGAUCCUGAAAAUGAAACUAACAAGAAACUGGAGUCAUCAGAAAAAUCUACUCUCCUGCGUUCGCUCUGCUCUCCUUGUGCAUUGCUCUGUAGUUGUUGCGGUGGAAGAGAUGAAUCUUCUGAGCAGAUGAGUGAGGAUGGGAUGUUUUAUUGCAGUCUGUGUGAAGUUGAGGUCUUCAAAUACAGCAAGCAUUGCAGAGUUUGUGACAAAUGCGUGGACCGUUUUGAUCAUCACUGCAGGUGGCUAAACAACUGCAUUGGCAAGCGGAAUUACCGCAAAUUCUUCAGCCUUAUGGUAUCAGCUAUUUUUUUGCUCAUUAUGCAAUGGUCAACUGGGAUUUUUGUGCUGGUAUUAUGUUUGCUCCGAAGAAACCAAUUUAAUGCAGACAUUGCCCUGAAGUUGGGAAGCAGCUUCUCGCUAAUUCCAUUUGUUAUAGUCGUUGGUGUCUGCACUGUAUUAGCAAUGCUGGCAACGUUACCACUUGCUCAGCUUUUCUUCUUCCACAUUCUUCUCAUUAAGAAGGGAAUCAGUACAUAUGAUUACAUAGUUGCGCUUAGGGAGCAAGAGCAAGAGCUAGAAGCUGGAGGUGGUCAACAGAGUCCUCAAAUGUCAAUGAUCAGCUCAUUUACUGGACUAAGCAGUGCAAGCUCCUUCAAUACAUUUCAUCGUGGGGCAUGGUGCACACCACCGCGUUUGUUUCUUGAGGAUCAGUUUGACGUGGUCCCUCCAGAGAAUGCUUCUGUAAGUUCAUAUGGGAAGAAGUCAGUGGUUGAGGAACGCGUCAAGAAGAAGCCCCAACCUGUGAAGAUCAGUCCAUGGACUCUAGCGCGUCUCAAUGCGGAAGAAGUUUCAAAAGCAGCAGCAGAAGCAAGAAAGAAAUCCAAAAUAAUCCAGCCUGUGGCGAGACGGGAAAAUCCAUUUGUUGGCUUAGAAGCAAGCAGCAGCUUUGGUAGCAGCGGCCGUAGAAUGUUCCCAGCAAAAUUUGAAUCUGUUAAUAAUAGCGGGAAGCAGCGAAGGCAAUCUAAACGCAUACGGUUACCAGCUGAACUACCUCUAGAACCGCUGAUGAAUGUUCAGACAAAAGCAGCAAUGGAGACAUCAACAAGUGCAGGGCUAGCUCCACUUCAGCUAGAAGCAAGAAGCGCGUUUCAGACAAGCCGGGCAAUGUCAGGUUCUGGUAAUGUUAUGGUUACAUCUUCACCUGAGAGCAGCUUAGACUCGCACGACAUUCACCCGUUUAGAGUUUCGUCUGAAGCAGAGGAUGCAGCACAGCUCAAUGGGUUUUCUUCAGCUGUUGGUCUGAUGGGUCAACAGAGAGGACAACAACAACAACAACAACUAUCAAUGAUGAUGAUGCCUUUGUCAAGGUCUACAAGUGAUGGUUAUGAUGCAUCUGGUGGAGAAGACAGUGAUCAGGUUCCUUCUAGAAACAUCCACAAAUCAAGAUGAGAGAAGCAUAAUCAUCACUCGCUAUAGUUUUGGCUUCUAAAGGUUGAGAAUCUUUGGGGCAUUCUUUGAUUUACGGCUGCUGCAUUCGAUCAAGAAAAAGUCAACAUUCUCAGAUAAACGAUUUGUGAGGAUCUUGAAGAUAUUAUUACAGUGCCUGCCAAGAGCUCUUAGGAGAAGAGCACCAGAGACUUUUGUGAAUUCUAAAGAUUUUAUUUUGAGCAAUUUGAACAUGAUGAAUGAUCUUUUAGGGGUUUACUAAAACUUAUUUUGCUUUGUUUGUUAGGUAAAAAAAAAAAAAAAAAACUUUGUUUCUUCUGAAGAAAUGUCAAAUUGUGUGAUUCAAAGAAA
Arabidopsis lyrata subsp. lyrata is the source of this 2534-nucleotide messenger RNA. RefSeq names its product probable protein S-acyltransferase 22. The record is from RefSeq and is a predicted model, not a curated record. The transcript is spliced from 9 exons. Bases 396 to 2186 code for a protein of 596 amino acids. Gene Ontology annotation, molecular function: protein-cysteine S-palmitoyltransferase activity. NCBI's taxonomy places the organism in Eukaryota, Viridiplantae, Streptophyta, Magnoliopsida, Brassicales, Brassicaceae. Gene Ontology annotation, biological process: peptidyl-L-cysteine S-palmitoylation; protein targeting to membrane. Gene Ontology annotation, cellular component: endoplasmic reticulum; Golgi apparatus.